Molecule: messenger RNA, 3312 nt
Organism: Hypomesus transpacificus
Lineage: Eukaryota; Metazoa; Chordata; Actinopteri; Osmeriformes; Osmeridae
Source: RefSeq, a predicted model, not a curated record
AUGUCGUCGUGGGUUAUUUCCCCGAGCGGCAGAAGACCCCAACCCAAUCCAAAUGGAGGGGUCCAACCUCUACGGUCUUUCCGAAGACCAGCACCAUACCCGGUUAGAGAGGAGAGGACGGAGGACCACAACAAGGAUGCAGAAAGUUAUGAAGAGGUCUUAGACCAACAACAUUACAGUGGUCCAAUGAAAUAUGAAGGCUAUCAACAGAAUGCAUCAGAUGUUUACAAGCCUCCAGCCGACCAGCGCAAUACUCUAUACCAGCGCUUUUACAGACAGAUCCAGGAAGCGAGAAGAGCUGCAGACUGUGUAGUCCUGUCUGUAAGCAACCAGUCCACGGAUUACCCCAAAUCGCUAGGCCAGUGUUUGCAGGAGCGUGGCCUGUCUGUGGAAAUGCUCUACCUGCAGGUGGAGUCUGGCCUGACCCGGGCCCUGCAGGACGUGCGCGGCCUCGGCUCCCCCUUAUGUAUACUCGUGGAGCAGACUAAUGUAGCACUCUCCUCCUGCACGGUUAUCAUAUUUUCAGAGUCCCUCAAAAUCCACCGGAACAUGCCAAAGGAGCAGGCCAUGGACUUUGUCAUAGCGGAAUACAGCCGAGGACUCGGGGAGCGUGCUCAGAAGGACCCGACGGAGAUGGCGGCCCGGGCGUCCGAGCUGGCGGAUGACCUCCUGGAGAGAGAGAAGAUGGAGAGGCACGCUGUACCGGCAGAGACGCGCCAGCUGCUCCUCUUCCUGGCCGAGGGCGUGCACCUCUACUCCGAAGAGCUGGGAACCAUUGCUGAGUACCUCCGCUCCCGCCAGGACCAUUCACAAGCGACCUCCUCAGAGACGGAGGACGGAGCCCACCCUGAGAGGAGGAAGAUUCUGCCCCCUGGCCUGGGAAAGCCCCCUCCCCUGCUGCCCACCCCCUCCGGUCCUCCCCCCCCCCAGGUGGCCAUAGGAGACCACCCACAGCCCACCCCCCUCAUGGCCCCCCCAGGCUCCUACCCCAAGACCAAGCCCCCACCACUAUUGUCCAUGCACAGGGCCAACCACGGCCCCACGGCCCCCCACGGCCCCCCUGCCCCACGUGGACCCCUUCCUCCUCGGGGCUCUCCCUUGCAUUGCCCCUCCUCUCGGGGGCCACCCCCACACCACCAUGGCCCCCCUCCCUCUCGUGGUCCGCCACCCCCCCGAGGUCUGCUCCUACAGAGUGGCCCCCCACACAGCCUCAUGGCUCCCAGGGGCCCCAUGUCUCCCCACCCCCCCAGAGGAGCCCCUCCAUCCCUGAAGAGCCUUCACAUGGGGGGGCCACAACCCGGCCUGCUGCCAUGUCCAGGCAUGUUCCCCGGCUGUUUACGUCUGCUGGUCCUGAUGGCAGGCCUCCGUCUGCAGCUGUGAGGAAUCCAUCAACUCUGGGAGUAAUGGAGGCUGUUUAUGCUCGGCUUCCCCAGCUGGGAGAUGCUGAUUGGAGGGUAGCUGUGUGGGAGAAAGGAGAAAAACAAGCGCUUUCCAGCAGACCCAUACCCAGACAGACAGACACAUGGGUGGAUGAGUCAGACAGACACAUGGAUUUAGAAAUUAGACACAUGGACGCAUCAAUCAUCAUGUUCACCCAUCUCUUCUUACUCUCAGUAUGUCAGAAUGGUGAACCAGGUGAAGAUAUAGAAACAUUCCAGUAUAGAAUAGACGCCCCAUCUCACCCACCCCUACACUCCAGCUGACUCUCCUGUGCUCCCGUCACAACUGGAUAUCAAUCAAAAAGUAGCACUAUGACUAUUCCUAGUGUCACUGUGUCAGAAUUCACAGGAUUUGUGGUGGGUCUUAUUAAUGGGAUAUGUUUCUCUGUUACUUUCACCUCUUGCUGGGUCUAUGUCUGCAGCUGGGAGUGUUAGCUUCAUUAGAAUCUUACUUCUGCUCUUCUCUGUCUCUCUCUCACACACACUCAUACACACAAACACACACACAUACACAAUACAUCACACACUGACUGUGCCACACAUUAUUCUACUUGCUGAUGCACACUCAAAUACCCUAAUAUACAUUGCCACACACUACCCAGAAGACGUGUGACAGCCAGGCAUGUUGAUAAUUAGAGAGCUGUUAUUGAACUGUGUUAUCACAACAAUUAACACUCAGAUGUGUGGUUAAAGGGGGUGGAGGUUUAGGGGUGUGUGUGAGUGUAGCUUUGUGUGGGUUUGUGCUCCCAUGACCUUUCACUGGGUCUUUCCAAGUAAGCUGAUUUGCUGUAUACAUAUUUAGAUAACGGUGUUCUCAAAUGUUAAUGAACAAAGAUGGUUCUAUCAUAUAAAGGUAGUUUUACCACAUGGUUUUACACAAACGUGUAAAUGCACCAUCCCUCUUUCUCCUUGACGCCAUGUCACACUUUGUGUGUGUGUGUGUGUGUUGUAGUUCUCGUCGUCAGCAGACGUUUCCUGAGGAAAGCCCAGGGUGCCGUGUCAACUCUCCCUCUUCCUUUUCAUUCUGCUCUGCCAGCACUACCUUUGUCUCCCAACAGCUAGAGUACACACACCCUGAUGAAGUUUGGGCCUUCUAACAGCAAAUUCAACAUCUUGACCUAGGAAACUAAUCUAGCACACUUUAUUCAAUAGUUUUAUUGUCUGGUGAUGGAUUGUCCUCCAGAAAGAGAGGACUUGCAGCUCUAAAGUACAAUAUACUGUCACUGUAUACAGAACAGUUGUGAACAGUUGUAGAACAGUUGUGCUCAAAAUACAGACGCCAACACGGACAAAACACAGACUCAAACAGACACGCGCACAGACACACACAUGUACAUGCAACACACACAUCAGAGACAAGAUACAGUAUAUUCUUCGGGACAAACUUCUCGCUCCCUCCUCAGUCUGUUUGGCAAAGUCCAUCAUUCUUUUCCCUUUCAUUCUCUCUUUAGUUCCCUGCUUUCUUCCCCAAACUUGGCAGGCUCUGGGCUCCUGGGCCCUCCAGACCCAUGCAGCCCUGCAUCCACAGAGGCCCCUCAGCUCCACCAGCUUUAAUUGGGUUAAGUUUGUCCGCCACAGAUAACAUUUCUCUUUCUGUUGAGAAUAAAACAAAUUGCUGGCACUAAUGGCACUGUUUAAUGUAGCUCUUUCUAUUAUGGAUGGAGGAAAUUAGGAGCGGGUUCCCUACAGAGAGCCCUCGUCGGGGGAGAAAGGGCAUUGUUGCUGCUCCUAAGAAAAAGCCCUUUUCCACCGGAAUGCUGACACACUGCCUCUGCCUCUGCUUAACUGCUGCACGCCAGGCCGGACCCUGUUAUUCAUACACACAUUCUCAAGAUCAUGCAUAUGCAGAUGCACACAAUCACACACACAAUAA